Acaulospora colombiana is the source of this 551-nucleotide messenger RNA. Lineage: Eukaryota; Fungi; Glomeromycota; Glomeromycetes; Diversisporales; Acaulosporaceae. The record is from the annotation of a GenBank genome assembly.
UCGCCGAUUCAGUUGGAGCGGCUGGAGAGUAUAGUAAGAAAGGAGAGGGAAAAUAUGGCCAACGGAUGACUUUACCUUCCGUAGAGGACGAUACUGUAGAUUUGGAGAUGACCUUUGGCAUGGUGAGGAGUCAGGAUAGUUGCUUCAAUAUAUCGCAUUGUCAAAAGCAUGGUCAUGAGCUUGUGGCUGCCGCUUCGCUUCGUCCUAAAGAUGGUAUUGUGGGUCAAGAUGCUAUCGAAUAUGUUGCUCAGGCACUGGAUGUUCCAUUAUAUCGACGGGUAAUCGAGGGCUCAGCGGUGGAGAUGGGAAAUGAAUACGGCACCCGAGCAGGAAUCAGGGAAUCAGUAGAUCAGUCAGUUCCCGGAGAUGAAACAGAGGAUCUUUUCUACUUACUCCAGGACGUUAUAGUGUGUAAAUCUCAAAUAUCCUAUCGAUGUUUUAUUGACCCAUUUAGACGCACCACCCCGACAUCAAAGGCGUCUCUGUUGGUGCCAUUCUUUCACGAGGACCCGCCUGAAGAUAACGGAGCAGUUGCCGACGACUUGAAUUAA